GUAAAGUCAUAACUCUACCAACUCUACUACUCACCUAAAGUCAUAAUUAAUCAUCUCCUCAAAAUGCCUAAGGCUGGCAACUCAGUGUAUCGAAAAUCACUGUUCCGGCGAAACCCCUAUCCAAAUCUUCUGGAACGGGCACCUCUCCCCGAUCUAGUAGCUUUGCAUGAAAAUGGAACUUUGUUCUCGAAUCCGAGGGUGAUGACUGAGAGGGCUAAAGAGGAGGAAGUUGCUCGGAUGGCAAACUCUACACCCAGGAGCAAGGUUAAUGUAACAGAGCCUCAUCCUCACCCUCGAGCCUCUGUUAUAGAAUCUCAAGCUGAAGAAGAUAAAGAUAAACUCCCCAAUUCACAGAGUGGACACUGCUGCUAUCCACAUCUCCCAGAAGACGAACACCGCACUUACUCACCUACUCCCUCAAGUCCCCAUCCCAACAUCCAGCAUAACCACUCACCGUCUGCAUCUCCAAACCUCUCCACGCAGACAAAAUCAAUGUCUCAUCACUCCCUUCGCCAACGAAGUCGCGGACUCCCCGAUCUCCGCGUCAUCACAUCACCUACUCGUCUAGCCCAGCUGAAAAACAGAAAUAUGAGUAAUAUAUUCAGGAAACUUCCUCUUCUUGAGUCAAAGCAAAGAGAACAGACACAAGAGCCACGAUUCCAAAACACCAUUUUUGAAUUUCAAACGCAAGGAAACAACUAUAGGAACCAAGGAAUGGAGUAUCAUAGCCAUAACAACCGCAAUCACCACGACCCCAACCCCAACCCUCCCAGAAAACAGAGAAAAAUUCGCUUGCGCACAGGUGUACCUCCUCAUCCUCGCACUCGAUUUUCGCUCGGAUCCAAAUCCUCAGAUCCAUCACAAUACAUAACUAAUCCCAACUCCACCCCCAUACCAAACCGAAGAACUAUUUCUCCUCGCCCCGUCUCCCCAUCUACUCUCUCGCCCUCCCUUCCACAACUCCUCCCACGCCCCCUCUCCAACCCCCUCACAUCCAUGCAAUACGUAUCCGCCAUCCUAUCUCUGCGGGCCUCGACGCGCAAUCUGCAAUAUUUUCCUUUACCGCCCGGCAUCCAACUUCUUGAAGAUUUUCCGCAGGGAAACGAAAAAGGGAAGAAGGGUAGUACGACGAGAGAGGAGCAGGAUAUCGAAUUCCUCGCGCUGCAGAUGGAACAGGUGGAAGAUGCGAUACGGCUUGAGGGGGCACCGGCGGAGGCAAGAGAGGUUUACUAUGCGCAGUUUGCGAGGGGGGAGUUUUGAGGAUCGAGAGGGAAAGGGGAGGGGUUUGGAUGGAGAGAGGAGGAAAAUGUUAGAGAGAGGCGGGGAGGGAAAGAAUAGAUGCGAUACUUUCGA
Messenger RNA from Botrytis cinerea B05.10, 1353 nucleotides. RefSeq lists its product as hypothetical. Lineage: Eukaryota; Fungi; Ascomycota; Leotiomycetes; Helotiales; Sclerotiniaceae. The record is from RefSeq and is a predicted model, not a curated record. The transcript has 2 exons. The coding region runs from base 64 to 1260 and encodes 398 amino acids.